Oikopleura dioica is the source of this 1161-nucleotide messenger RNA. Lineage: Eukaryota; Metazoa; Chordata; Appendicularia; Copelata; Oikopleuridae. The record is from the annotation of a GenBank genome assembly.
AUGAACGAAGAAAACCCUGACAAACCUGGAAUGGAAAGCAAUGACGAACUCUUCAUCGACAACGGCAGCGACGAAGAGUACGAACUUAUCGAGAAAGAUUCCGAGAUUGACGUCGACGAAGUGCUGCCAAAAACUCCUCCAAACACUCCACGACCGAGUCAAGAACGUCAUGCAGAAAACCAAUUCUUCCCAGAACCAAGGCCGAGCAGCAGCAGCUCGCCAUCGUCUAUCAGGGUUAAUAUCGGUUCAGACAUCGAGGGCCGCGAGGUCGAAAUCCUCGAUGAGUUCGAGUCCCUCGAGGACCCUCCGAUUAUUAAUGAUGAACUGGCAAACAAUGACGAAUGGGAUUUUGAGCCUGGUGCUGAAACUAAUGAUGUAAGUGAACCUUUGCUUAAAAGGACCAGAAAGGUCGAAUUCGCCGACCAAUCCACGAUAAGAAAAUUGGAGCACCACCUUGGCUCAGGACCACGCCACAAAUAUCAGCGAAACGAGCUGUUAAAACUUAACAAUCCUAACAAGAAAGCACGCUUCAACUGCUGCGGUCAACAUUUCCACGGACCUGACCGAAGCCAUAGCCCUUUCCCGAAAUUAAAAAAAAACAUCCGAAAAAAAGCUCCUCCCAGUAGAAACUUCAACGAAAAACGAGCAUUCUGGAGACGCCAAGAAAAACUUCCUGCCCAUAAGCGACUUCCCAAAAUUGGCAGUGAACUUGAUCUGACCCACCGCUACACAAUCGUCAAGCCUGAAAACCGAAGUUACUUGCGUAACGCCCUCAAAGGCGGACUUUGGCAUCACAUCGAGGACGCUUUAGCGAAAAUUGAUGACGAAUGUGAAUCCCUUACUACAAAUCUCGUCAAGGAACUCAACAACUAUGUAAAGAACUCGAUGAACAAGGGUACUAUUCCUCGUCAAAUAAUCGGAUACAAUCUCAACAUGUUCCCGAGAUACCACAGAGCGUCAGUCAGCGCUGUUCUCCUCGCUUCACCAGGCGACUUGUUACACUAUUUCAACUACCCGUCGAUUUCGUACCAAAUGAACAAAACAGUCAACGCAUCUGAAAUUUGGAACCGAAUCCCUUCAAAGAACAAAAUCGUCGUGUAUCGAAUGGCCCUCGAGGCCGGUGCUUGCUUAAUUGAACGACAAACUGACCGACAACGAUAA